ACAGGCGCAAUUUUCACACAUGAUCAAAAGGACAGCGGAACCGAACUCGCCUUCAAAUAUGCUGUGCACAGAAUCAAUAAGGAUAAAAACCUCUUGCCCAAAUCCACCUUGGUUUACGACAUACAGUAUGUUUCCAAAGACGACAGCUUCCAUGCAUCAAAAAAAGCGUGCCAGCAGGUGAGUGAGGGAGUACAGGCUGUGUUCGGGCCUUCGCACCCGGUCCUCGGAGGCCACGUCCACAGCAUCUGCGACGCCCUGGACCUCCCCCACAUCGAGGCGAGGGUGGACCCCCAGGAAGGCCACCGGGAGCUCUCCAUCAACCUCCACCCCUCCCAGCCCCUCCUCAACUCGGCCUACAGCGACGUUAUGGCCUACCUCAACUGGACCAAAGUGGCCAUCAUAUACGAAGAGGAGUACGGAUUGAUGAAGCUCCGCGAACUGACCCGUCCUUCGAGGAUCGAGGUGCACCUCCGACAGGCAGAACCCUCCACCUACCGCUCCGUCCUAGGGGAGGUCAAGAGCAAGGAAAUCCGCAACCUCCUCGUCGACACCAAGCCGGAGAACAUACCUGUCUUCUUGAAAUGGGUCAUCCAGCUCCAAAUGAACGAUUAUAAAUAUCAUUAUUUAUUCACGUCAUUUGAUAUUGAGACGUUCGAUCUUGAAGACUUCAAGUACCACUUUGUAAAUAUGACCGCCUUCCGACUCGUGGACGUCGAAGAUCUUGGAGUACGGGAGAUCCUCCGGGACAUGAAUAAGUUCCAACCUUACGCUAGGUCUUACAACAAGACCAAGUCCAUCGAAGCUGAACCAGCUCUGAUGUACGAUUCCGUCGUUGUGUUCGUGAUAGGACUGCAGACAUUGGAACAGUCCCAUCCUCUCUCUCUAGCCAACGUCUCCUGCGCCUCUGAAAUGCCCUGGGAUGGAGGACUUUCGUUGAUCAACUAUAUCAACGCGGUAGAAACGAAAGGACUCAGCGGACCGAUAGAGUUCAAAGAAGGACGGAGGAUCGGGUUCAAGCUGGACGUGGUGAAGUUGAAGCAGCACUCGGUGGUCAAAGUAGGUGAAUGGACUCCUACUGGUGGACUCAACAUCUCCGACACUGGGGCAUUCUUCGACUCAACUUCACUCAACGUAACGCUAGUCGUCAUCACGAUAUUGGAGACUCCGUACGUGAUGUCCAGCGGCGAGAAUCGAAGCAAGUUCGAAGGAUUCUGCAUCGACUUGCUCCACCAAGUGGCACAAAUGGCCGGCUUCCAAUACCGGCUGGAGCUGGUUCCAGAUGGCAAGUAUGGCGCCUACGAUCCAGAGACUGGAGAAUGGAACGGGAUGGUUCGACAGCUCAUGGAUAAGAAAGCUGAUCUUGCAGUGGGCUCUAUGACAAUAAAUUAUGCCAGAGAAAGCGUCAUUGAUUUCACUAAGCCAUUCAUGAAUUUGGGGAUCAGCAUCUUAUUUAAGGUUCCAACAUCUCAAGAGACCCGUCUCUUUUCGUUUAUGAACCCAUUAGCUAUUGAAAUAUGGCUGUAUGUGCUUGCGGCCUACGUGCUAGUAUCAAUUACAAUGUUCAUAGUUGCAAGGUUUUCUCCUUACGAGUGGCAAAACCCACAUCCAUGUGACAUGGAAAAUGAUCUAGUUGAAAACCAAUUUUCUAUAGCAAAUUCAUUCUGGUUUACUAUCGGAACUCUGAUGCAACAGGGAUCAGACCUAAACCCAAAGGCAACAUCAACGAGAAUAGUUGGAGGUAUUUGGUGGUUUUUCACCUUAAUAAUUAUUUCAUCGUACACUGCUAAUCUCGCAGCCUUCCUUACAGUGGAAAGGAUGAUCACACCGAUUGAAAACGCUGAAGAUCUAGCCGGCCAAACAGAAAUUGCUUAUGGAACACUAGAUAGUGGCUCAACGAUGACUUUUUUUAGGGAUUCUAUGAUUGAAACAUACAAAAAAAUGUGGAGGUUCAUGGAAAAUAAAAAAGUAUUUGUUUCAACUUAUGAAGAAGGAAUCAAAAGAGUUCUUGAGGGAAACUAUGCCUUUUUAAUGGAGUCAACAAUGCUUGAUUACAUUGUACAAAGAGAUUGUAACCUCACACAAAUUGGAGGACUUCUUGACACUAAAGGUUAUGGGAUAGCUACGCCUAUGGGUUCCCCUUGGCGUGACAAAAUAUCAUUAGCAAUUCUAGAACUCCAAGAAAAGGGAGAGAUUCAAAUGCUAUAUGAUAAAUGGUGGAAGAACCCUGGUGACACAUGCAUCAGAAAAGACAAGACAAAAGAAAGUAAAGCUAAUGCCUUGGGAGUCGCUAACAUUGGAGGAGUGUUUGUCGUGUUAUUAUGUGGACUGGCUAUCGCUGUAUGUAUAGCAAUUUGUGAAUUCUGUUACAAUUCCAAAAGGAAUGCUCCAAUUGAAAGGCGAGCUGGUUCUCAGUCUUUGUGUGCCGAAAUGGCUGACGAAUUAUGUUUCGCACUCCGUUGCCGUGGUUCGAGGCAAAGGCCAGCUCUCAAGAGGCAGUGUUCUAAGUGUGCUUCAUCUGCCUCUUACAUUCCGACGAUUCCUCCGGCACCGGCGCCUCCUCAACUCCCGGCUUACAGCAAUGCACAGGGAGCCAGUUUGGGAAUUCCCCUAGACUUACCACACCAUGCAAUGAACAUGAAAAUUUGAAGAAAGUGUAAAUAAACAAUAGUGUAGAACAUGUUUUCGAGACUAGAACACAGUUUGUGUAAAUUUUUUUUUUCUUCUGUGUUGCACAAUAUUUGUACGUGUUCUUGAAUUAUUAUGACUGCCGAAAUAGAUUAUAGUACUUAUAGUGUUUUUCUACUUCUUCACUAAAAGUGAAUGUAACAUUUUAUGUACAUAUUAAUGUUAAUUAUUAGGAAUUAGAUAAUAUUAGUAUUAUGUUCGAAUUUUUAUUUAUAAAUUUUGUGACCCAACUAGCAAUUUAGAUAAAAACAGAAAAAAAAAUUAGUUUUAUGAGCUAAAUAAAACUAUUGGUCACUAAUUUUUUAGCACUAAUAUUCAAAGGGUUGAUAAAUAUUUAAUAUGUCAUAAAAAAAAAUUUCAGAUUCUGUUACUAAACAUUUCACUUCAUAAUUUGCGAGUAGAUGCGGCACAGGUUCGAAUAAGGCCUAGGAAUUGACUUUUUAUUUUGUGGUUGAUAUUCUCCAAAAUAAAUUUUUAACUUUUCACUAUGGCUUAAAACGUUGGACAGCUGUACAAUGACUUUUCAUUCCUGCUGUAAUAGGAUUAUUUAAGGAAGUAAUCCAAAUAAAAACAUAGUGCUCAUAAUUUAUUGUUUCUAUAAGUAGAGUAUAGUUUUAUUUACAUAAUGAUACAUAACAGAAAUAUUACAAAUUUAUUUAAUCAUAGAAAUUUUAUUUUUAAUAUAGAAUAUAUUUAUUGAAAGAAAACUGAUAUAUAAUUUUCACGAAAUUUUCUAACAAAAUAAUUGUAAAGCUGAAAUGUUCGGGCUCAGUUCUAAUACUCUACAUUCAUUAAACUUUUUCAUGUUGAACAUUAUAACCGAUGAAACUGUCAUUUUAAAGAUAUUUUGAUGUAAGUUGGUAAAUAUAUUUCUCAUCGAUUGACUAAAAAUCAAGUAUGUAUAAUUCUUUUUGUGCCUUUUUCAAUGAAUUCAGCAAAUAGAACAGAGAUAUUAAUUUCAUAAUUUAUUUGAAACCAAGAUUUGAUCAUUUUAUUUUCUUAAAGCUUUAGUUUUAUAUUUUGUUAUUAUUGUACUUGUAUUAAUUGAAUUCAUUCUUAGGAUCUCAAACCAUUUAUAAAGGUAUUAAAAUCAACCACUUUAAUGAAGCAACUCUAAAAUCUUGUUAUGUUAUAAGUACUCAAAAACAUAACUGUCAUAGCCAAAUAGAAAAAUUUAAGUAAUUGACUAAUUGAAUUUUUAGGUAUCAACAUCUAUUGGUUAUUAAAAUAACCAACUUUAAUUUACAAAGGCCCCAAGUUCGUUGAAUAUUUUUAAUAGUAGUUUUUAAUAAUCAAAUAGUAAACUAGUGCCAAGAAAUACAUGUUAUAAGAAUCAAAACAUGUUCAAAUUUCUAGAUUUAAUAUCAAACAUUCUCUACAUAAGUAAUAUUCAAUGUACAUAUGUAAUGUUCCGACUGUUUUGAGUUAAUUAAAACAGAAUAAACCACUACAAAGUUUCAUGUUGAUAGUUUUUUUCAUCAUUGAAAAGACCAUCUAUAAUUUUUUUUAUUUCAUUAAAUAUAAAUUAAUGCAGAUCCAUUCCAUGAAGAGUAUGUAAAAUGUAAUAUUAACAUAAAUCUUAAAAUUUUGUAAAUUAUAUCUUCAUUGUUCAAAUAACUCAAAUUAUUGGGAAUGUUUAUAGUUAAACACCUCCACAAUAACAGGCAUUUAAAUAAUAUUGUAAUGCAAAAAAAAAAAAAUGGAAAAGCUAAAAAUUUGCUAGAACACACAUAUGACUAAGAAGUGAUAACUUUUGUAAGAAAAAAACUUAAUUUUUUUCACUUCCUAUAGUUCUGUAGUUAUUCAUUUUUUACACCCAUAUGGUUUAAAAAACGAACCAUAUAAAAUAUAUGGUCUCUCCAAUUGAAAUUUAGUUUCUUUAUGAUGACAAAACAUAAUUUUUUUCGCUGUUAUGAGGUAUCAGUCAAUUCUUAGUCAUCUAUACCAAUGCUGCUGGGGCAACUAAGGCAAUUACCCCAGGCCACUGGCCAAUCUUUAGGGGCGCUCGCCACUUGUUAGAAAUUUAAAAAAAAAUACAAAAUCUAUCAAAAAUCAAAUUUAGCCUAUUAAUAAAGCAAAUGUAUUACAGAAAUAUUUAAUGAAAUAAAAUUCAAAUAUUAUAUAAAAUAAAAUAGCUUAAUAAAUAAAUUUCAUUUUUUGUGAGGGAGAUAUGGCGUCAUUGCCCAGGGGCACCGAAUGUCUAAGGCCGGCAUUGAUCUGUACAUUACCAUAUUCAGAUGAUUUCAACCAAUAGUAACAAAAUUUAGUUUUUAAUUGAAGCCGGUAUCAAAAAUUAUAUUCUAUUGCACUUAACAAAUAAUAUCAUUAUAAAAUAUGAGAAGUAAUUCAUUAAAUAACUAAAAACUAUUCUCAUGCCAGUUAUUAAAGGCUCUCCAUUCUGUUCCUGUUCCCCUACUCUUAAUCAACUCUGCCUUCAGUAACUGUUCAACAUAUAGGUUCUAUUUAAUAAGAGAAUUUCUGUUGUAUACUUUGUUAGUAAAAAAGAUUUCCAUGUUUUUAAAAAAAAAUUCUAAAAACAUAUUCAGUAUUUAUUUGUAGUUAAAUGUAGGAAAUACAUGACAGGAAGAACUACUGCAAAAUAGUCAGAAAAGCUUAGAAAAUGACAUUUUACUUCAUUAAACAAAUUUUUUGUUUAAUAUUUUUUUUUACAAAUCAUAAUAAUUAAUUUAGCAAAUUAUGUGAUUAAAAUUAAAAAAUGGAACUGAAAAUUGUAUAAAAAUAGGUGUAAUGUUUUAGAAUGUAUAAUAGUAAAUAAUUAGGUUAGAUAUCUUUACCAGAACAAGAGGAUUUUAUAUUUCAUGGACGGAUGGAAUACACUUAUGUAAUAUAAUUCCUGAAUUGUUGAAUAUUUUCAAUAAAAUAGUUUUCAAAGUUUUUAUUGUUUCUUGUAUAACUAACUUGUUAAUUAUUCAUGGCUACCUAAGCAAGCCUAGUGAAUAUUUGUAUAAGUCAUUUCAAAUCACAGAUCUGUUGGAUCUAUCAGGCACUUGAUCCUAUAUGAAUGAGACUCGACUUGAUAACCUGGGAAUGGUAAUUAAAAGAUGUCUUCCAAGAAUUAUGACAAUUUCACAAAGACGAUCUUUAUUUUUCAAUUAAAAACAUGUAAUUUCAAAAUUGAACCAGAAUAGAUGGAAAUCCAUAUAUGUUUUAAUAUUUAUCAAUAAUAAUUCAUUGUCAAAUAUAAUUAGGUAGCACUCUUUUAUGAAAAUAAAGUGUUUUUUCUCCUUUCUUCCAAGUCUGUCAAAUUUUUUUUACAUGAACUGUGUUACAUAAAUAUGAUAUGGAAGACAACAAUGGACAGAGAAUUUGAACUAUACUAAUUAUUAUUUAGAGUUUAAGAUUAUAAACUGCUUUUUAAAGAAUUUUUGAAGUUUUCACUUACAAUAAGCCAUUCAUUUAUUAGUUCAGUUUUCUGUUAGCUAUGAGUCAUAUUUAAGAUAGCAUAUUUUCUGUGUAUGUCUCUUUGAGCCAUUGAUCUGUGAAGUUAUGGUGCAUAAUUUACCAUUUCCGAAUUAUUAUUUUACUAUAUAUCUUAGUUUUAUUCAUGGUGAAGAUCAGCUGUUAUUAUUAACUUAUAAUGGUAUAGGAAGAUGAAAUAAUUUUCAUCAUUGAAUGAUUUUCAUUUUUAUUUCUGCUCAAUGCUUCCAAUUCGUCACAUUUAAGAGUUUAUGUAUUGUCAGUUUUAUAAAAAUAUAUAUUCAUUUUUUUUUUCCUUCCAUUUUGAGUUCUUAAUUUAUGAUUUAAACUGACAAUUUUAUGACAAAAAUGAUGAAGACAAGGAUACAGUAUAAUGAAUUAAUAUUUUAAUUAAAAAUAAAAAAAAAUCAACAGAAAUGAAAUAUAAAAAUUAUAAGAGUUGUUAUUCCAUCAUCUUAUACUAUUACACAUGUAUUUGAUUAUAUAUCACCAAUGGUUCUUUUCAUUAUCCCAAAUUAGUGUGUUAGAUUAGAUUAUAAAUAAUUAAGGUAUCAUAAAAUUUAACAACUCAUUUAUUUUUUCAACAAUUUUUUAUUUAUUUUAAUAUAAAAAUGUGAUAACAUAUGAAGCUAUAAAUACUUUCUAUGUACACACCACCAUCUGAAAUUUCUAUAAAUAAAUAGAAUCCUGGCAAUGUAUAAAUUAAUUAAUUCUGAUUUACAUAUCUUAUGCCAAGAUGAUGUUAUUUGAGGCACAGAAGUUCACUAAACACUUGGAAAUUCGCCACACUUUGUUCUUACACAAAGCCUGUUAUUGUAUUAAACAUUAUUUUAUGAGUGAUACAAGUUAUAACAAAACUGAAAAUUAAGAUGACAAAAAAUUUUUUUCAAUGAUCUUAUAAAUAAAAAACAAUAUGUAGAACAUUAAAAGUAUUGCAUUUAAAAAAAGACAUUCUCAAUUUUUUUUUCUUUUAAUAUAACAUAAAUGAACAUACAAAAAAUAUUGGUUAUCUACACGCUUUUUCUGUACAUGCAAGAAGCUGUAAUAAGUCCAUUGCUAAAGCAAUUAUUUAGCUCAAGCUAGAAAUACUUAUUGGGCAUUAACAAUAUAUUUCCUAAUAUCAUAUUAUGAAAAGUAAUGCAUGAGAUUAAGGAAUUUUGUAUAAUCACUAGCAUUGUUAUUCACAGCACAUUUAAAUAGUAACAACUUUUCACAUUGUACAAAGUAUUAAACGCCAUAAUCAACUAUGAAAAUUAUGAAUGCAGAAUAAAUAUGCUUAGCAAAUGUUUGAUAUUAGGAGAACCAUUAAGCGCCUUUACAGGUUUGAAGUUCCUUCCGAGUAGUGUUGAGUGCCGGGAGGAGCCUUAUAUCCUGGAUAUGUUGAGUUGAGGGCGUGCUGGGCGAAGAAGGAGGAGUAAUCCUUCUUUACUUUCCUUGGCCUGAAAGCUGGUCCCUUUGCAAGAGCUACCCUCGCUUCAUUUUCAGCUGCCGUUUGCUGCUUUAUGCUCUCUGGCGGCCACUUCUGGUCUCCCCUCAUCCUGGCGCCUCCUUGUACUGAAGCCACUGGUGGCUGGGCCUGAUAGACCGGAGCUGGCUGUUGGUUCACUGGAGGAGUUGAUCGUAAAGUAACGGUUGUUUUCGGUGGCUCAAAUUGAACUGGAUGAUAGAUUGGUUGUUCUAAUUGUCUUCUUGCAGGUUGUGGACUGUCUGGUGCCUGUCUGAUUGGUGGUGUUACCUGUGCAGCUGGUGUGGGUCCCUACAACAUUGGGAAUAUACCGGAUCCUGAAAAACAGCUGAAUUAUUUUCGUCUUCUUCGGGUGGUGGUGGCCAAGCCACUCGUUUCAACCCUGAAAAAAAAAUUAUAUAUUUAAAAAAUAUAUAUAUAUUCGAAUGAGAGAAAAUGUAAGCAAGAUUUAAGUGUUUCUGCAUUAACCGAGGUAGUAGACAGUUGGCUUGUCAUGAGAGGCUCAGGUAAAUAUAGCUCCGCCAUUGCAGUGGAAUCCUCCAAUCCAGGGAGGGACGAGCUAUAGGUGGAAGGUUGCCAAUAUAGUCGGGAUGCCAUGCCUCAGGGUUCCUAACCUUACAUGACUCUUAGCGAAACCUAUUUCAAGAUCUGCUGAUCAGGGUGUAUAUUUGCACGAAUGAUACGUCCUGUGAGAACCCAGGACGGCUUAUCAAGUUACGUUAUUACGUAGGACUGUGUGAAAAACAAAUCUAUUAAAAAUAUUUUAUCAUUCUUUAAGUGUGUGUGGUUAAUUAUUUGCAUAUUUCAUUUUAGUUGGCUUUCUUCCAACGUAGACACUUUGUUGUCUGACGUUAUCCGGCGUGGAAGAAUCCCAAAACAAAACACUUAUUAUAAUCGAAAAAUAUAAUUUUUAGCUUUGCUGAGUGAUUUUUACAAAUCAACACAAUCUAAAUGAUUUUUCCUUCCUCAAUUUCGUAUAUAUUUAUACAAAUCCAAAUUCGUUGAUGUCUCACGGAUAGUUUAUUCACUUCAAUAUUUUCAGUUGUUUCAAGUGAACGGUUAUAAAGAUGGAAGAUUCUUAAAUUAGACUCAGAAUAUUCUACACAAGAAGCAGCAAAUAAAACGCAAUAUGGAAGCGAAGCCCACGGGAUAGUAGAAUUUAUGAUCAAUAUGGAAUACAUGAUUUGAAAAUCAAUGGAGGUAGAGACAUAAAUCGAAUUAUUUUCUAGUUUUUUUAUUUAUUUUUUAAAAAUAGUAUAGAAUAAAUUAUUUUUAUGAAACGCCUUAACAUAUUAAUAUGUGAUUGUUUUUUUUUUUUUCUUUUAACCCCUACCUGACCGUUUCUGGUUUGUGGGGUGGUUAUUUUACUGGUAAUAAACCUCUUCUACUAGAGACGGAAGGAAAAGAUUCACACUGUGGUUUUGUCUGAUUGGGCCCCUCGAUAUUUAGGUGUUAUUUUUUUAUCCUUUUUAUUAUAUAUAUAUAUAUAUAUAUAUAUAUAUAAUACAAAAUUAUUUUGAAAAAAUAAUAUUUAAUUUAAUAUAUAUUUUUUUUAUUAUUAAAAAACCAUUAAAACUGUCCAUGUCUGUAUAUCUGUUUUAUAAUAAACAGUAAAUUAUUAAUGUUACAUAAACAGGCAGAACUACGGUGAGGGGAAGGAGGGGGCUCUCGGACUGAAAACGUUCCCAAAAUGGUAAGAUAUAACCAUGUUUUAUGAAAAGAAUUAUCCCUAAAAGUAUUAUUGUUCGUCUAAUUAUAUGUAAUAGGACUUGAAGAAUCACUUAAACACCAUUUCAUAUAGGUAGUUAGUUUCUUUCUUUCUUUCUUUCUUCCGAAGUAAUUAUCCUGAUAUACACAUACAAAAAAAAUCUUUCGGGCUGAAGCUCUCCCCCAAAAUUAAAUCCUGGAUCCGUUAGUGGUUAUUAAUAUAUCGUUAUUAACUAAUUUAAUUAAUGCUAAAUAUAUUGGAUUAAAUUAAUAUAAAAACUUUAAAUAAGCAUUGUUUGUAAUUUAUCCUCAGGUUAAUUAUAGAGGGAUAAUUAUUUAGGGAUAACAUUAUAGUAACAAUCGCGUAAAAAUAAAAAAUAAAUAAUUGGAGUUAAAUUUUAUGAAUUUAGGGGAAACCGUUGAUAAGUCCAGGAAGGAAUAAGCGAAUGACCUCCUAACCCUGACCACGAAAGAAAUUUCAACACGCCCAGGGCGGAAUCGAACCAUUACCAACUCGGGGUUGUUGAGGUUGGGGGGGGGAGGUGACCGAGUGGACAAAACUCGCAUUGCCGGGCAACCUGAUAAACCGUAGGUUACGAGUUCGAGUCCCGGCGUUGAAGAGGCUUUUAACUCUCGUAUAAAUUCUCCUUCUCUCCUGCCCUCUUCUCUGGCUCAAAAAAACAAACAAAAAAAACACGUACAACCGAAAUGGCGAAAUAGAAGAGAAAAAGAAAAAAAAAUGUUAAGGUGACGACUUCAGACAUUUAUUUAUUUAUUAACUAUACAUCCUUUAAUGUAUUAUUGAUUCUGAU
Messenger RNA from Nezara viridula (southern green stink bug), 10107 nucleotides. NCBI's taxonomy places the organism in Eukaryota, Metazoa, Arthropoda, Insecta, Hemiptera, Pentatomidae. The record is from the annotation of a GenBank genome assembly.